This is a messenger RNA of Monodelphis domestica (gray short-tailed opossum), 2276 nucleotides long. NCBI's taxonomy places the organism in Eukaryota, Metazoa, Chordata, Mammalia, Didelphimorphia, Didelphidae. The record is from RefSeq and is a predicted model, not a curated record.
CUUUAAAGGGGAGGGGCGCCGUCCUGGCCGGCCGCUCCUCCCCAUCUCGUUGGCGAGCACUUCCCUGCCCGGUUCCGCUGCUGCCGCCGUCGCCGCCCCCCACCGCUGCCGGGCGUUUCCUGCACCUCCCUCUGGACACCCCGUUGGGAGGUCUUACCUGGUUACCUGACUCUGCACCCCACCCAGAGCCCUGAGCCUCAGCAUCAUGGUGAGACUCCCUCUGCAACCCAAGCACCCACCCCUUCUCUCUCUUCAAUGGACCGCUCCUCCUUGACCUUUCCUGUGACCUCUGACCUUCAAGUCAGCUACUCUCCCCGACCUCUGACCCCAACCCGUUGAGUCUCUGCUGAGCCUCAAGCUCCGAGGGCGGAAGCUGGACCCAUUGGGUCCAGAUCCAGCCUCUUUCCAGUCUCGGCCUCUUAGGAGGCGAUCAUGGACGGCACUGGGGAACCAGGAGGCUUCAGAAUCAGCCCGGCACCAUCGCCCCCCUUCAUUUUUCCCCAGCACGGCCGCCUGAAGGUGAAGACCACAGAGGAACAGGCCGAGGCCAAACGGGUGGAGCGGGAGCAGAAGCUGAGGCUGUACCAGGAGGCCACCGAGGCUGUCUUCCAGAAGCGACAGGCAGGCCACCUGGAUGAAUCGGUCUUGGAGCUGACCAGCCAGAUCCUGGGGGCAAACCCAGACUUUGCCACCCUGUGGAAUUGCCGUAGGGAGGUGCUGAUGAAUCUGGAAACUCAGAAGUCCCCUGAGGAGUUUGCAGCCCUAGUGGUAGCCGAACUAGGGUUUUUGGAGAGCUGCUUGCGGGUGAACCCCAAGUCCUAUGGAACCUGGCAUCAUCGCUGCUGGCUACUUGGCCGCCUGCCUGAACCCAACUGGACCCGUGAACUGGAGUUAUGUGCCAAGUUUCUGGAAGCUGAUGAACGUAACUUUCAUUGCUGGGAUUACCGGCGAUUUGUGGCCCAGAAGGCAGCUGUGCCACCGACAGAGGAGCUAGCCUUUACUGACAGCCUCAUUACUCGAAAUUUCUCCAACUACUCCUCCUGGCACUACCGAUCUUGCCUCCUGCCCAAGCUGCAGCCACUGCCAGAUUCUCGGCCACCAGGACGCCUUCCUGAAGAUCUUCUACUACAUGAACUGGAGCUGGUACAGAAUGCCUUCUUCACAGAUCCCAAUGACCAGAGUGCCUGGUUCUAUCACAGAUGGCUCCUGGGUCGAGCUGACCCUCAUGAUGCCAUUCGCUGCCUCCAUGUAAGCAGGAGUGAGGCUUGUUUGACUGCCUGCUUCUCUCGACCCAUAAUUGUGGGCCCUGGCGUAGAGACUGUGAUGCUCAUGGGGGAUGGCUCCCCUCUGCAUGUAGAAUGGAGGACACCAGAUGGCAGAAAGAGACCCAACUAUAUCUGGCUGUGUGACCUGCCAACUGACUCCCUUGAUGACCAGAUCUCUCAACAUUCAUUCUGUCUGAUGUGGGGUGAUGUCCAGAAGGAAUGUGUACUUUUCAAAGGUCGAAAUGAAACUUGGUGCCGAGACUCUGCCACAGAUGAACAACUAUUCAGAACGGAGCUAUCAGUGGAGAAGUCAACUGUGUUACAGUCGGAGCUGGAGUCCUGUAAGGAGCUGCAGGACCUGGAACCAGACAACAAAUGGUGCCUGUUGACUAUCAUCCUGCUGAUGCGGGCACUGGAUCCAUUGGUGUACGAGAAGGACACUCUAAAGUAUUUCAAGACCCUCAAGGUAGUGGACCCAAUGCGGGCUUCAUACUUGGAUGAUCUUCGAAGCAAGUUCUUGAUAGAGAACUACAUCCUGAAGAUGGAGUAUGCUGAAGUUCGAGUGUUGGACCUGUCUAGAAAGGAUUUGACUGUGCUCUGCCACCUGGAGCAGCUGCUGUUGAUCACCCAUCUUAAUGUCUCCCACAAUUUGCUCAGAAGUUUGCCUCCCGCCCUGGCUAUGCUGCGCUGCCUUGAGGUCUUACAAGCAGAUGGAAAUGCCAUCGAGUCUGUGGAGGGUGUUCUUAAUCUGCCCAGACUACAGGAGCUCUCCCUGUGUGAAAACCGCCUCCAGCAUACCUCAGCCCUUCAGACUCUGGCCUCCUGCCCAAAGCUGUCCCUCCUCAACCUGGAGAACAACCCCAUCUGCCAGCAAGAGACUGCCCUGGAGGAGCUGAGGACCAUGCUGCCAGAUGUAGAUAGAAUCCUGACCUAGGGGACUCCCCCAAACAUACACUGGAUACCCUUCCCUACCCUUUAAUUUAUUUGGGCUGAAUAAAGGACAGAAAAGUC